AUGGGGAUAAAGCACCUCCUGCUUCUUUUGAUGUACCUAGACCCACUGAAUGUCCUGUGCGCCGCCACCACCAACAAAAAGAGCAAAACCCCGCAGAGGAGGAACCCAAAGGUGAAGGAGGUCAACGGCAGCACCACUGCGGUCCCCGUGGCCGCGGCCGUGCCGGGGAAGAUCACCCAGGUCCAGGCCCCCUCGGUCGGCGGCGUCCAGCACGACACCUGCCUGGGCUACUACGACGUGAGCGGGCAGUACGACAAAGAGUUCGCCUGUAACAACACCGACCACCGCUUCUGCUGCGGCAGCUGCUUCCUGCGCUUCUGCUGCGCGGACCGGGGGAAGCGGCUGGAGCAGAAGAGCUGCACCAACUACAACACCCCCGACUGGAUCAAGACCCAGCCCCCUUCGCCGGCGCCAACAGGUGAUACGUAUGACCCGGAGCUGGACCAGACCAACACCACGGUGUACAUCACCUGCGGGGUCAUAGCGCUCAUCAUUUCCAUUGGGAUUUCUGCUAAAGUUGCCUACGAUAAAGCCACCAAGCCUCCUCAGGAAAUGAAUGUGCACAGAGCCCUGGCAGACAUUCUGAGGCAACAAGGACCAGUUCCAAUAUCUCAGUAUGAACAUGAAAACAUUGGAGCGAUUGACGGGUCCCCCAAAGACGAGACGCCAGUCAGAACCUCGAAGAAUCAUUACACACCUGUUCACAGCAAGGCAUCCAACCACGGGCACUAUGGGAAAGAAAACCUGCGCAGUGGAGGCCAAGACAUGCACAACUUUAUCUCCUCUGGGUUUGUGACGAUUGGACGCAGCCACUUGAAAGCGCAGCACUCCAUAGACGAAUCAGGGCAGAUGUCCUGGCAGGGCGAUCUCGACAUCCCCAUCUCCUACGGAAACCACCACCAUGACUACCAGCACAGCCACCUGGAUCUGACCGCGCUCACACCUAAACUGGCCCACAGAAAAAUGAGAUACGAAAGACCCCAGCGGAUGAACAACAUCCUGACCUCAGCCACAGAGCCCUACGACCUGUCCCUCUCCAGAUCCUUCCAGAACCUCAGCCAUCUGCCGCCCUCCUACGAGCUGGCCCUCAAGUCCGACUUAAGUGACAAGGACAUCGAUGAGUACUACACAAGGAAGCAUCAUCAUCCUGACUUUGGCGGCCGGGGACCGACCCACAUGGUGAAGCUGAACGCGGAUCACCAUCAGCACCAGCAGCGGCAGCGUCCCCGCCGGGUCCAGAGGGCCAUGUCCCAGGACCACGUGCUGUCUCCUCCCAGGACGCCGCGUCGCGGAGACUACGGCUUGUCCUCAUAUGGCGUCAUGGCAGCCGCCGCGUACGGGAGCAGCCGCCACCUCUCAGAGGAGCAGCUACUGUCGGCGGACCGCCUCCACUCCCAAGAUCCCUUGCUGUCCCCGGCGAUGAGGCGUGACAAGUUCCGGGAGAAGGCAAUGGCACGGGCCAUGUCUCACGCCGACAUGCUGCUGCCCACCACGCCUGUCAUGGACCGCCACAAGAUGACCAAGAUGCACUCUCAACCCAGUGCCUCUAACGACUCCUACAACACGCUGACGGUCAACCACCCAGCGACCACCUCUAAGAGGCAGGCGUUUGCCUCCCGACGAACACACACGGUGGACCACCUACAGUACAUUCCUGGCCACCACCACACAUACCGCACUGCCAGUAAGAACGAGGUAACUGUUUAA
Molecule: messenger RNA, 1707 nt
Organism: Xiphias gladius (swordfish)
Lineage: Eukaryota; Metazoa; Chordata; Actinopteri; Istiophoriformes; Xiphiidae
Gene: shisa6a
Product: protein shisa-6
Exons: 8
Coding region: 1-1707 (568 amino acids)
Biological process (GO): regulation of AMPA receptor activity; regulation of short-term neuronal synaptic plasticity
Cellular component (GO): dendritic spine membrane; postsynaptic density; AMPA glutamate receptor complex
Source: RefSeq, a predicted model, not a curated record